AUGUUGAUUAAAGAUUUCAGACGGGAUUUUUACGACGUCUUACAGCAUCAGAGAGUUCUUGUCUUGGUGGCCUUUGAUGUGGAUGCCUUGUGUGCGUGUAAAAUUCUUCAGUAUUUGUUCCAGUGCGAUCAGGUCCUGUACACAAUUGUCCCUGUGGAUGGCUUGCAGGAGCUUGAACACGCCUUCCUGGAGAAUGCUGAAGGGAUCAGACAUGUCAUCCUGAUCAACUGUGGGGCAGCCGUGGAUAUUGUGGAAAUGCUGCAGCCAGAAGAUCAUGUCCGUUUCUACAUCUGUGACAGUCACCGCCCUGUGGAUGUCCAUAACUUCUACAAUGCAGUCCAGGUCAAACUGCUGAUGCGUGAGGAUGAGUUGUCGUCUAUGCCAGCCUAUGAUGAUCUCUUUCGAGAUGAUGGCGAGGACGAGUCAGAGGAAUCUGAUAGUGAAAACGAUGAUCCUGAAACUGGCUACAAGAGAAAGAGGUUCGAUGAUGAGUCAAUCAUCCGCAGACAGGACAGACGUAGAUGGAAUGAAUCCAGAGUAAAAACUCUAUUUGAUUAUUCCAAAUUCACAUCGUAUGGCACAUCGGCAGCAUUAAUGAUGUUUGAACUUGCUUGGAAACUGUCUAAAGACACAAAUAGUCUCCUGUGGUUGGCAAUAGUGGGAGUGACAGAUCAGUUUGUCCACUACAGAACACCUAGAGACAAGUACAUGGAGGAUAUCAUGUCCCUUCAAUCCCACGUGUCACGUCACAAUCAGAGAGGGGCAGAUGAUGAGAACAUCAUGUCGGUCAACUGCCUGCGUGUAUCAUUUGAAGAGGAGCUCUACCUGCCGCUGUAUCGCCAUUGGAAGCUGUUUGAUAGCAUCUGUCACUCCAUGCCAAUAGCCUGCAAGCUUCGGUUGUGGUCUCUCAAGGGGCAGAAGAGGCUGCAUGAAUUCCUGGCUGAAAUGGGGCUACCACUAACACAGUGCAAGCAGCAAUACAGUGCUAUGGACACCGCCAUGAGGUCAGAGGUGAAGGUCAAAAUACUAGAGUAUAUGAAUAAGUAUGGGUUAGAGAUCCAGGACGUGAUCAUCCCAUCGUUUACCAUGCAGUAUGGCUAUAAACAUCUCUUGUGUGCCACAGACUUUGUGUACGCCGCUGCUGCUGCUUUGGAAUCUGUGGACAGGCUUCGUUUACCAACUGACAAUUUUUUGGCAGCAACAGAGAUCCUUCAGAGAUGUGUUUCACGCAAGAUAGAAGCCGGCCUGGAAUCGGCCAAGCUGCAGCUGCGAGGUGUGGUCAACCAGGUGCAGAGUUUUCUAGACAUGCACCAGAUCAUUUCAGCUGGACCUUUUCUCUACGUCUGUGUCCAAGAGGGUACCGCAGACUCUCGGUUUUUCUCACAUCCGCAGUGCCUGCUUCGACUGGCCAGAUACACUCUUCAAGCCCACUGCUCAGUUAGUCGCAACAAGAGAGUCCGCAGCCUGCCUCUAGUGUUGGGAGCUCCGUUGAGUAUAGAGGAAGGUAGAUCUAUCAUGGUUGGCAUUCCUCCUCUGGAUACAGACGAUGAACGGAAAAACUUUUUUGGAAAGGCCUUUGAACAAGCAGCAGAGUCCACAAAUACGGUAGUCAGGUUCAACAGUUUUGAUUCUCACAUCAUUGAGAUGAAAACUGAAGACAGGAGCAAGUUUUUCGAUGCGCUGAUCAGCAUACUACAAUAA
Messenger RNA from Candidula unifasciata, 1701 nucleotides. The record is from the annotation of a GenBank genome assembly. NCBI's taxonomy places the organism in Eukaryota, Metazoa, Mollusca, Gastropoda, Stylommatophora, Geomitridae.